UGUUUGAACUGAUCAAGCGUUGCCAACAAAUGUGUUCAUUUGCCUCCCAGUUCAACAGUUCCGUUUCAGAGCUGGAGCUGCAAUUGUUGAAGAGAGUGGGAACCAGCAGUGAACAUUCUAUUGGAACUCCCGAGUGGCUGGUUUCAGCCCAUAAGCAGCUGAGUAAUGAUGUCAAAUCAAAGAAGUCUGCAGGGUGAAAAGGAGCAACAGAUUGAAACACUGUGUGAACUGACACAGAACCUGGUGGACUCCAUAAAGAAUGUUCUCACCGGCCACAACAAACAGCUUGGAGAAGUCAAACAUUUGCUGAAGGCCAUGGCCAAGGAUGAGGAAGCUGCCAUGGCUGAUGGUGAGGAUGUUCCUUAUGAGAACAGUGUGAGACAAUUUCUGUGUGAAUACAAAUCAUGGCAAGACAACAUCCAGACUGUGCUGUUUACAUUAGUUCAGGCUUUGGGACAGGUUCGCAGUCAAGAACAUAUCGAAAUGCUGCAGGAAAUCACCCCGACCCUGAAGGAACUCCGAAAUCAAAGCCAGAGCAUCUAUAACAACCUAGUGAGCUUUGCAUCUCCAUUGGUUACCGAUGCAACAAAUGAAUGUUCGAGUCCUACCACAUCAUCAACAUAUCUGCCCAGCUUUGCUGCAGCUGUGCGUAGCAACACUGUUCAGAAAACUCAGCCUGAAGGUAUGUCCCAGAAUGCAAAAAAGCCUGUGCAACGAAAUCUGGCCACAUCUGCGGAUACUCCACCGAGCGCUGUCCCAGGCCCUGGCAAAAGCGUUGCUUCCAGUCCCAAAAAGGCUGUCAGGGAUCCUAAAACAGGAAAAGCUGUUCAAGAAAGAAAUUCCUACGCGGUCAGUGUGUGGAAGAGAGUCAAAGCCAAGCUGGAAGGGAGAGACGUGGAUCCAAACAGAAGGAUGUCUGUCGCUGAGCAGGUGGACUUUGUAAUAAAGGAGGCAACAAACCUAGAAAACCUGGCUCAGCUGUACGAAGGUUGGACAGCCUGGGUGUGAGAGAGAAGAAGGUAUAGUUGCCUGGUUCAGCAAAGUCAGACAUCCACCAGAAUCAAAAAUGCCUCCGGCAUCCACAUCCGCGCCAAGGCCGGUGGUGAUACUGGGGCUUAACAUGAGGUAACCUAGGAAACCCUGGUGUGGUGGGAAGCGAAUCCCACAGGAAAGCUGCACCCAGAGAAAUGUUAAACAACAAUGGUCAGCAAUCCCCAGGGUACAGAGUAUAAUGAUCCGUCUGGCUGACCCGAUUGCCUUUCUGCUAUGGAAGAACUGACACAGUAUCCGAGCGCACGGCAGAAAGAAACUAUCCGACAGACCUCGGCGUGAUCUAGAACUGAUCUAGAACUCUCUUCCAUGUGACCCUUGUGCAACAAAGGGGAAAAUAACUGAGGCCAUCAAGGAUUUGCUGUGAAGAAGUCGCUGUCAGUUUCUUGGGUUCCCCCUGUUGCCUGGCAGCAGCGCUUGUUUAGUUGACCAGUAAGCACAGAGGAGGCUAGGAGAUGAAGCAUGGCCUUUCCAUUAGCUGAAAAUACGCAGCCAAAGAACAGAAAUACUAAGUUGGAUGGACUUCUCAAUAGAAGAAUAAAGCCUUGUUCUCCCGUUUGGUUUUUUUUGUUUUACUUUCUUCUCCCCAGCCCCAAAUUCUUGUAGUUUAGGAAUACUUGUUUAUUUACAAUUCUUGUACUUUACGCAUUGGCUAGUCUAGCAGAUUUGGUUUUGUUUGGCAGCUGGGACUCUCCUAAAAUGAAUUCAAAUGUCAUAUUUUCUCCCCCCCCCCCCAAAAAAAAAUAUUUUUUGGUAUUAGGCUUGGUUGUGUUAUUCUGUAACCCCAUUGUGUACAGUUUCCCUUACGACUGUCACUGUACAAUGCAACCAGCCAUUUAUACGUCAGCCCACACUUCAUUUGGCUCCCAUGAUUAUUUCCGCUCACAUCUAGAUAUAAAUGGAACCCAGCUGUGAACCUUUAGCCUAGUUUCCCCCUUUAACCAGCACAGAAUAACCGGUGGAGUUUCACGUUGUUGCUGGCAGUUGAUUAAUAAAGUCAUAUUUUGGUGGAGGUAGAGUGAUAUGGUGUUCUUCACAUUUUCAGUGUAAAGUAACAGUUCAUUUAAAACAUGGUUUUAAUGCGUUUGUAUUUGAUGAUUUUAACACAUUUUUGGGUAUGCCCAACCUUCGAUUCGAUUUUUUUUUUUUUCUUGUUGUUGGAUUUAACUUUGUGACGUAGCAUUCAUCCGUUCAGCUCUUUUCUGUAUAGUUUAAAUAUAUAUAUAUUAUUGGUACGGCUUUCCUAAAAGUACAGUUCAUUUUCAUUUCUGCAUAGCUGGAAACACACCCAGUGGCAUUUCAUUCUCUCCGUUGUGACACAGAUUAGAAUAGAAAGUAUCAGCCAGUAUUCAGGCCUUGCCAAACCAAAUCAUUCAUUUUCCAUUUUCUCUAGGGAUGGCAACUUGCUAUCCUUUGUCUUCUUAAACUAGACAAGUAUGGGUUGAUUAUGUGGAAUGUAUGGAACUAGAUGUGGGAUCUUUCUGUAAUAUGGACUACUAUCCCAUAAUUUUAUAGGAAAUAAGGGACACAAACCCAAUGUAUAUCUUAAAGGGAUACUGUCAUGGGAACAAAUGUUUUUGUUUUUUUUUUCCCCCAAACACAUCAGUUAAUAGUGCUGCUCCAGCAGAAUUCUGCACUGAAAUCCAAUUCUCAAAAGAGCAAACAGAUUUUUUUAUAUUUAAUUUUAAAAUCUGACAUGGGGCUAGACAUAUUGUCAGUUUCCCAGCUGCCCCCAGUCAUGUGACUUGUGCUCUGUUAAACUUCAGUCACUAUUUACUGCAAGUUGGAGUGAUAUCACCCCCU
Xenopus laevis (African clawed frog) is the source of this 2853-nucleotide messenger RNA. It is a transcript of the gene smg1.L, whose product is annotated as SMG1 phosphatidylinositol 3-kinase-related kinase L homeolog. Gene Ontology annotation, molecular function: protein serine/threonine kinase activity. The record is from RefSeq and is marked provisional. Gene Ontology annotation, biological process: nuclear-transcribed mRNA catabolic process, nonsense-mediated decay. Gene Ontology annotation, cellular component: nucleus. NCBI's taxonomy places the organism in Eukaryota, Metazoa, Chordata, Amphibia, Anura, Pipidae.